AUGGCGACGACCUCUUCUCCUCGUCAACCGGUCGACGGUGCUGGCGGAACCAAAGUCCUACCUCUCAUGUCCCGUGAUGAAAUCGAAGACUUGAUUGCCAAGGGACGACAAAUUAUCAUCCACCGCGGCUAUGUCUUGAAGCUGGAUGGAUGGCUGCAGUAUCACCCUGGAGGUGACAAAGCCAUCAUGCACUUGGUGGGCAGAGAUGCUACCGAUUGGGUCGACGUUAUCCAUUCCGACGAGGCAAAAGAGAGAAUGCCACGGUACCGGAUUGGCCGGAUCGAGGGUUCUUGGCUCAACUUCAGGCCACCUAUUCAAGGCGGUGUGUUCCGGACUAUGGAAGAGAUCGAAUCGGACCGCCGCAAAGGCAUCAACGCCGUCUCAACCGGGGAGGACAAUAGCUCCUCCAGCUCCCGCGCGCCCUCGCCCGUCUUCGAUGUCGACACAAGCGAGUUGCGGGAUCGAAAGAGUGCGUUGUCGGGAUCUGGAGCAGCGAGGUCGGAGUCGGUCUCAUCGGCAUCGACGGCAGAUAAGGUGCCGCUGGACGGCAUGUCCUAUCUGGACAUUGUCACUCGCGAGUAUAUCCAGCUCGACCUGGAAAAGUAUCCCGCUGUUGACGAGGCGACGCAAGCCCACAUCAUUGCCAAAUACCGCGAGCUGCACCAGAAGAUCAUCGAUGCUGGCCUCUACAAGACGAAUUACGCGGCAUACGGCUGGGAGUGCUUCCGCUACUUUUCGCUGUUUGCCUCGAUGCUGAUUACGCUUUCCUAUGGCUACUACGUGAUCAGCGCCUUGUGCCUUGGCUUCCUAUGGCAUCAGCUCGUCUUCUCUGCCCACGACGCCGGCCACAUGGGCAUCACGCACAACUACUACAUUGACACAUUUAUUGGCAUCUUCAUCGCCGACUUUGUGGGUGGCCUCUCCCUCGGCUGGUGGAAGCACAACCACAACGUCCACCACAUUGUGACGAAUGCUCCCGAGCACGAUCCCGACAUUGAGCAUAUGCCCAUAUUCGCUGUUUCCCAUCGCCUGCUGGGAUCUUUGCGGUCUACUUUCUACGACCGAGUCAUGGAGUACGACGCUGUUGCCAAGGUGCUCUUGCGUAUCCAGCCGUGGACCUACUACCCUUUCCUGGCAUUCGGCCGCUUCAACCUCUAUGUCCUCUCAUGGGACUACAUCAUCAACGGACGAGGACCGCGAAAGGGCCAGGCCGCGUCCCUCCGUUGGCUUGAGCUGGCAGGACAGAUCUUUUUCUGGUGCUGGUUCGGCUACGGAAUCCUGUACAAGUCGAUACCCGACAACUGGUCGCGAUUUGUCUAUGUGAUGGUGAGCCACAUUGCAUCAUCUCCUCUGCACGUCCAGAUUGUGCUGUCGCACUUUGCCAUGAGCACCACGGAUCUGGGGCCGCAGGAGUCGUUCCCGCAGAUGAUGCUGCGGACCACCAUGGACGUGGACUGCCCUCGCUGGCUGGACUUUAUCCACGGAGGCCUGCAGUUCCAGGCGGUCCACCACCUGUUCCCGCGUCUGCCGCGCCACAACUUCCGCGAUGCGCAGAAGCUGGUCAUUGAGUUUUGCAAGGAGGUCGGCAUUCCCUAUGCGUACUAUGGCUUCUCAACGGCCAACGGGCAGGUCAUUGGCAGGCUGGCCGAGGUUGCCCGACAAGCCGCCAUCUUUUCAAAGUGCCAGGAAACAAUUGCCAAGUCAAAGGAUUUCUCCAUUUAG
Molecule: messenger RNA, 1722 nt
Organism: Trichoderma reesei QM6a
Lineage: Eukaryota; Fungi; Ascomycota; Sordariomycetes; Hypocreales; Hypocreaceae
Exons: 2
Coding region: 1-1722 (573 amino acids)
Biological process (GO): lipid metabolic process
Cellular component (GO): membrane
Molecular function (GO): oxidoreductase activity, acting on paired donors, with oxidation of a pair of donors resulting in the reduction of molecular oxygen to two molecules of water
Source: RefSeq, a predicted model, not a curated record